UAAUUCGUAUAUUUGAACAACGCUAACUCCAGUUUAUCACAAUCAUCAAAAUGCAAUCAUCAAUCAUCAAAAAAAGACUAAACAGUAAAAUGGCGGAAAGUAAUGAUCCCGAAUAUAAGAAAAUGAUAGAUGGUCUCAAUAAAUGCGAAGCAAAAAUUAAAGAAAAAGGCCUGGGUUCGGAUUUGGGUUUAAUAUGUUUUCUAUGUGAGAAAAAGCAGGAAUUAACAGGAAAUCUUUCACGCAUAACAAGCAAAAAACAAUUUCAUGAUCAUAUAAGAAGAAAUCACAAGCAAUAUUAUGAAACAUUAAGAGUUGCAACGAUUGCUAGCCGGACUUCGUUUCAAAUCACCAUCGAUGAGCCAUCGACGAGUGCAAAUUUGAUGGAUCAAGAGCCAUCGACGAGUGCAAGUUUGAUGGAUCAAGAGCCAUCGACGAGUGCAAGUUUGAUUGAACAACAGCCAUCGACGAGUGCAAGUUUGAUUGAACAACAGCCAUCGACGAGUAGAAGUUUUAAGGAUAAAGAUCAAGACAUUUCUGGAGCAGGUCAAAUAACCAUACUUCAUGAAUUUGAAUAUCAAGAUUAUAUGGAUAUGAUGCAAGAACAAGAACAAGAAGAAAUUCAAAGUGAUGACGAAGGUAACAUCGAAAUACCAUACAUUUUUUUGAACGAAGAAAAUUUAAAAGAAUUUGAAGCCGAAAUUUUGCCAACAAAAGAUGACCAUGAAUCCAUAUUUUUGGACAACUUAAUGCGAACAAGAUGGGCAGAACUUUAUGAAAAGUUCCUUUUGGAUGUUAAUUGGUGGAGAUAUAGUGAAAAUAUGAACAUGCAAACAAUCAAUAAAAUUAUUCCAUCCUUGAUUGGAUAUUGUUUGCCUGUAUUACCGGAUAUUGAAGCAAAUAUUGAAUGUAAAGAAGUAUAUUCAAAUAUGCAAAGAAUAUCCGAGAGCAGAUAUUUUCUAAACCAAUUCGUUCAGAAAUUGCCCACAUUCGUAAAACCAGGUAAAGUAAUCAAAUUAAUUGAAUAACUAAAAGUGAUUAUUAUUUUUUUACUGAAGUCCAUGAGCGAUGGGAAUCAAAAAAUCCAUCGUACAAAGCAGAAUUC
This is a messenger RNA of Dermatophagoides pteronyssinus (European house dust mite), 1102 nucleotides long. RefSeq lists its product as uncharacterized. NCBI's taxonomy places the organism in Eukaryota, Metazoa, Arthropoda, Arachnida, Sarcoptiformes, Pyroglyphidae. The record is from RefSeq and is a predicted model, not a curated record.